Glycine soja is the source of this 1044-nucleotide messenger RNA. RefSeq lists its product as uncharacterized. The transcript has a single exon. NCBI's taxonomy places the organism in Eukaryota, Viridiplantae, Streptophyta, Magnoliopsida, Fabales, Fabaceae. The coding region runs from base 231 to 851 and encodes 206 amino acids. The record is from RefSeq and is a predicted model, not a curated record.
CUAACGUGAACACUUGAUAUUUAUAUUUCCCGUGUCGGGUACUGGAAACCAAAGAUAAUGUCUAGACACAAACUGCUACGCCAAAAUACUAGCUUCAACGCAGCUUGUCUUUGACUCUUCUUUCUUGGAUCUUGAAGAGCCAUUUAGUUAGCUAGAUCUGAGUUUAGGAAACCUAACAAACUACACAUAACUACUUCACUCACUUGUGUUUGAGCCUUUCCACCAUCAAAAUGCUGAGUGAAAGUUCCAACACCCACAACUCAUCUAAAAUGUCCUUCAGAAUAACGAAGGAGGAUGGGUUCUUCUCUAGGCUAAUAGCCAAGGAAACUACCACCCCCAACUCUUCUUCAAGGAUCUUCUACUACGGAGAAACUUCGGUUGCGGUUCCUUUCACAUGGGAGGCACAACCUGGUACCCCGAAACACCCUUUGUCAGAGACAUCUUUGCCACCUCUUACACCCCCACCUUCCUAUUUUUCAAGCCCCAAAAAGUCCCACAACACCAAGAGAAGAAACUACUACUCAAAUAAGGCCAUCAACAUAUUUUCAAGCAUUUUUCUGAGGCUUGUAGGAUCAAGAAAGUCUCUUCAGAAUCAUCAUCAUGUGUCACCAUCGUCAUCUUGGUCGUCACCUUCUUCAUCGUCUUCAUCUUCUUCUUCGUGGUCUUUAGCGCAUUAUAAUAAUAAUAAUAAUAAUAAUAAUAACUCAUCGCCCUCGUUUUCCAUGAGAGACAAAGGUCGAGGUCAAGGAGGAAGAAGCAGCAAACACAACAAAUGUUCUAAUGGAUUUAGAGGCUGCUAUCCCUUUGGCAACACGAGGAACGCAAAUGUAAGCCAUGGUAGUGUGGACUAAUUAAUUAGUUAGUUUAAUUUGAUCUAUUUUGGAAAUUAACUAUUCUGCAUGAUUUUAAUAUUUUUGUAGAGAUCUUCGAAAGUUUAUAUAGCUGCUAAGUGCUAAGUGUAUUUAUUUGGAAGAUGUUAGUGUUGGACUUGGAUGUGUCAAGCAUAUACAUUCAUGAUUUCUUAUUUUAUAUAUAGUUCGAUUC